This is a messenger RNA of Caenorhabditis sp. 36 PRJEB53466, 5959 nucleotides long. The record is from the annotation of a GenBank genome assembly. Lineage: Eukaryota; Metazoa; Nematoda; Chromadorea; Rhabditida; Rhabditidae.
AUGUCCCGGGGACAGGUCAUUCACAGUGGGCACUUUAUGUGCUCAAAUCUGCACGAUGACACCGUCGCCGAUGAGGAUGAAGAAGAUGUAGAGGUUUGUGAAUCACGAAGAAAUCCGAGUGUAACGUGUAUUUUCUGCAGGUGGAUGUGGUGGAGGAUGACGAUAAGUCGACGGAGACGCUCAAGAAUAAGGCACUCGACGAGAGGCCCGUCACUUUUUACAAAUUCGGAGCAGGAAAGACUCAGUCGAUUGCGAUCGAUGUCUCGCUGAACAAGUUGAACAAGUGCAUCAAAGUCGCCUAUAAGUGAGUGUUACUUCUCUUAUCAUCCAUCUCAUAGUUUGCAGCAAAAUGACCACACCGAAAUGGAAAGACUUCAAGGGACUACGGUUGCACUGGAAGCAGCGGAUCCGGCUGAACAACGUCAUCUGGAGAGCCUACUACAUCGAGUGUAAGUGCCCGUUCGAACUAGUUGCUCAGCCCUCAAAAAGAUUCCGUUUUAGUCCGGAAAAAGGAGACGAAAAAACGGAAAAAACCGUUUUGUUACUUCGCCGUGCCCGACGACGACACGACGCAUCAGAAGAUCGAGGGAAGUAUAGUGGAGGGAAUGUACUGGAAGCGGAAGAUGGAGGGAGUUUGUGCGCAGUACAAAAGGUGGCGAAUCCGCUCCAAACACAACUUCUGCGCGGAAAAGGGCGGAAUGGUGGCCACUUGCUCGUCGAGCAGCGUCUCCAGUCUAUCCGGAGAGCUAAGAAGGAAACGAGUAAGAGUCCAUCACUGUCCUUUCUCGGCAAACUCGACUCCAAUUCAGAAGCAACCGAGCCACAAAGAGUCGGUGGACAACACGACGGCACGGAAAUUCGAGCCGCCUGCGAAACUGCAAAGGAGUCAGACGCCGAAGCACACGAUCUCCGACGAGUUCGCGUGGGCGUUGGACGACCUGGACAACGUUUUCACCGAUGACUUUCUGAAUUCGCUCAGCGAGCCGUACAUGUUUCCGGACUGCAGAGACGCCUGUGAGUGACCAUCUUUAUGGCAGAUUCUUCGAUGACGUAGUGAUAAAUAACUGCUAUCAUCCGUCUUACUGACCCCAUUUUCUUCUUUUAGACGGUGGCAACAAUGCGGACAUCAUGCAGCCGGGCCUUCUUUCCCUUCAGCCCGAUCUCGAGGAUAUCAUGAUGUCUUUUGCCGCCGAAAUGGCCGAUUCGCCGCCUUUUCCUCACGGAGACCGCGAGACCAUGCGGACGCCGAACCCCCAGGAUCAACGGCCCUCCACCUCGUCCCAGCCCUCUCAGAUGAGAAGGUCCGCCUCGUCCUCGGCGUCACUCCAUCAGAUGCAGGUGGCUCAGCAGCAGCAGCAGCCGCAGCAAGAGCAACAGCAGCAUCAGAUCCAGCAACCGGUUGCCCGGCCGCCGACCCAGGACUUCUUGGGUCCUUCGAUUAUGAUGGAUUACCGGAUGAUGCCGACGCGGCAGUCAUCCGCAAUCACUUCCCAGAUGCUCAUGCUCAGUCAGUCAGCGUCGACUUCUUCCAGCCAGCCACAGUACUCAACUUCUUCGCAUUACAACUCGAACUUUGUGCCGGUGAGGAACGCGAUGACCAGCCACCAUCAGAACCAUCCGCAUUCCACGUGGAGCAAACAGAACUUUCUGGUGGGUAUCUAUUAUGAAUCUUUCAAAGUAAUCGCUCACUUUUCAGACCUCAAUUCCACACCAGAGUCAGAUGGAACGGAUACUUAACAAUCAGGUCCGGACGCCGUUGGUGCCCACCCAAACCGAUCCGUACAUGCCGCAAUUUCUGCAGUCUCCACAGGCGGCUCCACAAAUCCACGAUCCCCUGAUGGCUCCGUCGAGGUCCUGGUGGCUCGACAGUCCUUUGACCGCCAGUGUCCAGUCCCCCUUAUCCGUCGCCACUCCGCUUCCACUGGCAAAUCAGAGUGGCCCGCAGACCCCUUUGGGUCAACUGAUUGGAGGUGGAGCAGACGCUCAUUCUGGUGGAUUCAUAAUCGGAAACAAUGGAUUGAUGAAUCACGGCCUCAAAAUGGGCGGUCCGACCCUCACUCAACGUCUCGAGCAGCCCGGAAUCGCCUCUUCUCACAACGCUCUGUUCGGAAACAUGGACAACAAACCGAAAGUGUUCACUCCGCUGGCCUCCCAACAAGCCCAGUCGCCUCUCGACUUCACCAGUCUCUCACGACUCCGAACGUCUUCUUUGAACGAGUCGUGGAAAAUGACGGACAACUCGCCGACCUAUCAAGCACUCGCCGCCGCCGUAAACACCAGGCCGUCUGUGCUCGGCGCCGAUAUGCGAAAUGCGCAUGACGGUGGGCAGUCGGCAUUCGGAAGCCCCUCCACGUCCACGAGUAUUGCCGAUGUUCCCGCUCCACUCGCUCAACCGCCGACUCCCGUUCAGCCGAAGAUCAUUCCCCCGAAACGGGUCGAGCCGGAGCCCGUCGUGCAGCGGCAGCAGUCUUGUGAUGUGAACCUGCUCAAUGGAUCCAACAAGUCGGGUCUACAAAAUACAUCAAAAGCCGAUGAAAAGGCAGUAGGCAGACAAUGUGAGUUUGAUGAUAUCAAACGCUGAGCUCACCGUUCAUUCUUGCUUCCAGAUUCCACGGAGCUCAAGGAAACAAAAGAAGAGCCGCUUCCAAUGAGCGCUCCGUCGAGUGUGAAAUCAAUGCGAAGACAGGCUCCAGACUCGACGUUGCAUCCGGAGGAAAGGAAGAGAAUACUUCAUUUGCACGCCGAGCAGAACAGACGGAGUGCGCUCAAGGACGGCUUCGAUCAGCUCAUGGAUAUUGUGAGUUCGAACAAUUCAUUGCGCUUCUCAUGACUUAUCAUUCACAGAUUCCGGAUCUGUAUUCUGGUGGUGUGAAGCCAACGAACGCGGUCGUUCUCGCCAAAGCGGCAGAUCAUAUUCGACGUCUUCAAGGCGAUAAAUGGGAGAAAACACAGAAGAUUGACGAGGCAAAGUCCAAGAUAGAGAAGCUGAAUCAGAGGAUAGCGUGAGUUCCAGAGCCUCAUUACAAAGAGAGCAUCCAGAACGUUCCAGAUCUCUGCAAUCGAAUCUGCCCCAGUCGAGCGCUCCAUCGAGCUCUUCCCAAGUGGAUUCCAAGACUUCGCUCGAGACGUUCUUCGAUCGAUACGUGAAAGACGGCACGAAAAAGGACUGGAGGUUCUGGGUGGUGAGUUAUUUGAACGACCGAAUUCAGUGGAAUCGAUGCUCUUCCAGAUGUGCCAAAUGCUCAAACCGCUGUGCGUCACUCAAACCAACUCCUACGCCUCCUCGGUCGCCGGGGAUUCUUCGUCGCGCAACGAAGUGGCCGCCACGUGCUCCGAUUGGCUCAACAAGAACUGGAAGGCCACCGAGCUGCGGCCUCUUGCCAGCACUCUUCUCGUCAGUUUCAUAAUGAACUCUCCUCCUCCGAACUUUCCCCCGUUUUCAGGUCUCCCUUGCCACCAACUCCAGUAUUCUGGCCGAGCCGGAAACCCUUCCGGACUAUGUCAUGCAGCAGUUAAAGAAUCCCUUCUAGUUUGUACAUAUUUUGAUAGUUCCUAUUUUCGCUUAGACCAGUUUCCCCUUUUUUUCCAAUUCCUCAUCGUUGCCAUUAUUGUUCUUGUUCUAAUCCAGGCCGUCAGCUAAAACUGUAAACGGGUGAUCUCUGAUUGUAUGGCAGCCAACAGUCUUUUUCGGGUUUCGACUUCCCUUCAACACAAUUUGCUCAACUUUUAAAUAAAUUAUGUCAUUGUCAUGGAUGUUUUAUGAAACAAGACUACUUCAUUAGUCACGAGAAGUGUCGAUCUCCGUCUGCCUCCUCACGACUCCAUUAAACAUUUCCACUUAAUUAGCAGUAGAGACUGGUGAAUUAUUACUAUGAGCAAAACGAUUCGGAAGUUUGUCGUCAUGGAGAAAGAUCAAAGAUCAAGUUUCAUGACAUCAUAACCAGCUCAGAAUAAUGCAACAGAUUCUGUUUGAGAUCCUUCACCUUCGACUCACGACUCGCUGGAACAGGACGUGUACGUUCCUGUAAAGGUGGUUUUAGGCACAUCAUACCGCUUUUUACCAUACAACGUCGGCCAUUGUUUUUCUGAAAGCAUCAUCACAAAUGCAAAAGUAUUAGCCUUUUCGAGAGUAAAUAACGGUAUCGUUAAAGGCGCAGCUCGUUUCUUAUGCGGGUCUCGGCACGAUUCUUUUACAGUACCCGCGAAAGAUUCGAACCGUUCGGCGCCAUUUUCGGGCAUUUGUUGUUUUUCCUAAUUUUGAAGCAGUUUUUAAGGUUUUCCGAAUUUUUCCUUUGCUAUCUCUCGUUUUACAAGUAAAUUUUCAGCCAGAUUAUGCAAUCGGCGAGCUCGGAGCACAUUCAAUCGCCAUACUUUCUGAGCCAGCAUUAUGGUUAGUUGAUUGAAUCGAACGAUUCUCGGAAUAUCACAAUGUUUCACCUUCAGCGUUCCCAACACCGCAAAUGGCUCCGAUGCUCAUUCCGCCACCUCAAACACCUCUGAUGCACCCCUACAUGCAGACUAGAAACAUGCUCCCGUCUCUUGCUGCUGCCAUUCCAGACAUGAAGUCGUUUUCGCUCGAAGAGCCUAUUGAGGCUGGAAACUUACCGUAUAGACGUGGAAACAAGUCGACUUCAACGGCCGCCGAUGAAGUGAGUGGAAUCCUACCGAAACCCAUAUUUUGAACCUCCGUUUCAGUCGCUCAACAAUCUGCACCGAUCCGCAUCGUCUUCUCAUUUCCGACGUCAUUCCGCGCACUGGGAAACAAUGACAGACGAUGAACGAGAGCUGAUUCAGCGGCAGAAACGGAAGGAAGAGGCGUUCAAGACUGCGCUGUGUGAUGCUUUCAAAAGAACCGGCUCCUGUCCGUAUGGACCAGCUUGUCGCUUCGCUCACGGCGAAAAUGAACUCCGAAUGCCAUCGCAACCACGUGGAAAGGCUCAUCCCAAGUACAAAACGCAGUUGUGCGAUAAGUUUUCGACUUACGGACAAUGCCCAUACGGACCACGCUGCCAGUUUAUUCACAAACUGAAGAAGGUACAUUGUGCUGUCGUUCUGCCGCGACAACAAGUUUUUCUCAUUCAGGGACUCCCACUGCUCGAGUACAAUCGGGCUCUGUAUCAAGGACAGAUCAGUCCGGCUCGCGAUGAUGAAAUCACCAACCCUGACGAGUCUUCCGAUCACAGCGGUCUCAAUUUAACUCGAACUCUUCUCCGCCGGCGCCCAAGUGCUCUGGACACUUCGGACAGUGGAUACAGUGGAGGGGGAGGUCGCAGACGUCUCCAACCGCUCACACACAUCGACGAUGAUUUGCCGCGCGCCCCGAAAUGCUCCGGAGUAUCGGGAGGAUCACAGAAAGUGGUGUAUCCGCCGAUGCAGGUUGUGAACAUUGAGAUGGCGACGGGGCAGAAGAAGAACACCACGGAGCACCGUCGUGUGUCUUCCUCGUCGUCGCAGCCAACGAUCAUCAACCAGGCGGAUUACGAAGCAUCGAUGGCCAGUGGGAAGAUCUUUGGAAAGCCGGUAAGCCCGGACUCUAGGUGGAUGAGACAUGACAUUGUUUCUUUCAGGAGAACAUUCGUACAUUCGGUGCGAUGCUGAGAGCCAAUGAGGACAAUGUGGAGCGCAAUCCGGCCAGUGGAAGCAAAAAGGAACGAGUCAAAAUACAGUCGAAGCAGGUGCGUAGUUCGCAUUGAAACACAUCGAAUUUAAGAACUGUGUUCAGGAACUGUCAUUAAUCCGCGAAGAAGACACUCUUCUGGUGGACGGCUCCCAAUUGCACACAUCCAUUCCGUCGACGGCUCCCGCUCUUCCGGCCGCUUCUCAAAACAUUCAGUCGCAGCCGUGGUACGAGAAGAUCUUCGGACAACAGAUGACAGUCAUCAAGGAGGAGUCGUUGGGAGACGAGGAGAGCACCUCCUCGCAGUUUCUUGCUCACUCUUUCGACGACCCCGCUCCCUAA